Molecule: messenger RNA, 7002 nt
Organism: Xiphophorus couchianus (Monterrey platyfish)
Lineage: Eukaryota; Metazoa; Chordata; Actinopteri; Cyprinodontiformes; Poeciliidae
Product: retinol dehydrogenase 13
Exons: 7
Coding region: 185-1174 (329 amino acids)
Source: RefSeq, a predicted model, not a curated record
UAAGUACUCAUUAUGUAAUACCCUAGAUAGUUCAAUGCGAAGUAAGAGCACUGUGAUAAAGAAGGGGAAACCGCAACUUUUUUAUGGUUUGACAUAAUUCGCUUCCAGAGAAUUUAAAGUUAAUGUUAAAAAAUUGUUUUAAGUUCAAGUUUGCAUCCGUUGUAAUUUUCCGGGUUCUUGAAUUAUGCAGAACUACACAGAGGUUCUGAAGGACUUCGUAGAGAAGCAUAGUACGGGUCUCACAGUCGCUGCUGUUGCAGGAAUAGGGAUUCUAGGUUUGCGAAGAUGGAUGGCAGGAGGGGUUUGUCGGAGCAAGGCCAGGCUGGAUGGCAAAACAGUCCUGAUUACAGGAGCAAACACUGGGAUUGGGAAAGUGACAGCCAUGGAUAUGGCUCAGAGAGGUGCCAGAGUGAUCAUGGCCUGCAGAGACAUUCCCAAAGCCUACAGUGCAGCAGAUGAAAUUCGUCAAAAAACUGGGAACAAUAACCUUUUGGUAAAGAAACUGGACCUCGCAUCACUGAAGUCUGUCAGGGAGCUAUCUAAAUACGUCCAAGAGAACGAGAAGCGCCUGGACAUCCUUAUUAACAAUGCAGGUAUUAUGAUGUGUCCUAAGUGGAAGACAGAAGAUGGUUUUGAAAUGCAGAUUGGUGUCAACCACUUGGGACAUUUUCUCCUCACCAAUUCUCUUCUUGACCUGUUGAAGAAAUCAGCUCCAAGUCGUGUUGUGGUUGUUGCAAGCGUUGCACACGUUACAGGUCGCAUUCAUUUCGAUGACAUUAACCUAGAUAGAAACUACGAUAAUUUGGUAAGCUAUCGGCAAAGCAAGCUGGCAAACAUUCUCUUUGCCAAGGAAUUGGCUGCAAGACUGCAAGGCACCGGUGUGACAGUGUACAGUCUUCACCCUGGAUUGAUUCGCACUGAGUUAGGUCGCCACCUGUUCCCUCACUGGUCUUGGUGGAAGAGAAUGAUAGCCUCAGUCCUGAUGAUGAUUGUUAAAAGUCCCUGGGAAGGAGCCCAAACCAGUAUCUACUGUGCUGUGGAGGAGAGUCUGGCAAACGAGAGCGGCCUCUACUAUAGCGACUGUGCUCGCAAAAAGCCUGCAGCUCCAGCUCUUGAUGACGCUGCUGCCAAAAAGUUGUGGGACCUCAGUGCCUCCAUGGUUGGUCUUUCCUAAACAUGGCCUCCUCACUUCAGUAACCACUUCCUUCCAGUGGAGUUGGUAACCCCGUUUACAUGGGAGUACAAAGAGCUUCAAUUUAAUAUAAUUGUUUAAUCACUAAUGGGUAUUUGCAUUAAUUAAGAUUUUUCACAUGCUUGUUUUUCAAAACACAUAGAUGCUUCCAGCACAAUUAUUUGCACUAUUUACUCUUAUUCCAGUGAAGUAACACUUGCCAUAAAGAGGUGCUAAGCUUUAUUUUUAUAUCACAAACAAUUUAUAUACGCAUGAUUUGUUUUUUCUUUAAUUGUACUAGAGGUAUAAGAAUACAUGUGUUCUUGACAAACUGUGACAGUCUGAUGUUUUCACACAGAUUUAUCAGUUACAGGCCAUCACAGGUCUUGUGGACAAGAGGAUGGACAUAAGGCUUUUUUGUGAUCUGUUUAGUACCAAUAGAAAACAUUAGUGAACAAAAAAUGUUAGUUAAAGCAGUUCAAGCGUUAGACAUGUGGCUGUUUCAAUCAAACAUCCACAUCAAAGCUAGUCUCCUCAAAUGGCUAUAGGCGACAAAUUAAAACAGCAAAAAAGUAUAAAAAAGCAGCAGAACAAAAAUCGACCAUUGUUCCACAGAUUAGAGAUGGAUAGUUCUGUGAACUACUUUCGGAAGAGUUUGUAAGGCAGUAAAUUGUUAUCACCAGAUUUCUUCCUUCCAAGUUUAAAAUGUUCUGGUCACUGGAGAGUCCUGCAGCAACAAAGCAAAGCUCAACUAGCUUUUCCAUUCCAUAAAUAUCCAUGUUACUCACCUGUUUUGCUAAUGUUAUAUCACGUCAGAAGAAACCAUUGCACACAUUAAAGCUGUUUGAUUAACAAGGUAAGGGUAUGUAAGUAAAGGACACUGAUAUAGUUUAAGAAGCAAAAGAUUUUAACAAUACAGAAGUUUGGAGACUUAUUUUAUGUAAUCAAAAAUAUUUUAUUUUAUUUUUUUGUGAUAAAGCCACAGUGAGCACCACCUAGUUCAUAUAAUGGAAACAAGAACAGUCAUUUAUGAAUAUAUGAAUGAAGAACUUUACCCAAUAUUUUAGGGUAUUUAUCAUGAUGACUCUAAAAAGCAUUUGAAAAUGUGUCAGUCUGAAAUCUUGCAUAAGCACCUGAUAUGAAAAAUGCCAUUUUACGCCACAAAUUCCAUUAAAUCCUGCUACUAUGGUGCUACAGUGCAUGAUAUUUGCACAUUUUAAGAUAAAUGUGUGAUUUAGUUAUGCCUCCGUAGAAACAUCAGUGGAAAAUAACUUGAAACAGUGACAGCCCUGUGUUUGCAAAAUAAAGCUAGCAAUUAUGCCUUAUCUUUCCAUAUACUUUUACGCCCCUAUUUGUCACUUAAAUGUUCUAAUUAACCCAUUAUUUAGAUGAGUGUGGUGAUUUCACAAAGCAAUAUUAUUAACAAUGUAAAUUCACAGCAAAGCUACAGAUUUUCAAGAAUACACAAGAAACAAUUAAGGCUUUGAAACCUUUAUUGAUGGUAUUUUACAAAAGAAGACAACUUUUAGUUUUAUGUUCAGUUCUAUGUCCGCUCAAGAAGUAAAAAAAAGUGAAGCAAGAGGUUUUCUGUAAAGGAAAUGGCUCUUGACCCGUGACGACAGCAUUUGGAGGAUUGUUGCACUUUAGAAGAGAUGAGAUCCUGAGAAUGUAAACGUCUCUGGGGCGCAGAACAGAUUGGAAGAAGAAAUACAACCAGGAGGAUUGCAUAACUCACCCUAACAUGAGAUAAUUGCGAUGCUAGGAUAAGGCUGUUUUUUUAUUCCUUUAAUAUAAAGAUUUUCUGUGUGUGGUAAUGGAACCUGAGCUCAUAAGGUGCAAAGUGUACAAUAUGAAGCCACCGGUAGUGUAACAUUCUCACUAAUAAAAGUCCAAAGAAAAGAGGCAUUUUUGUGUCAGUUUGUAGAUCACAAAUGUAAAGACAUUCUCAGUUUUUGUCAAAAUCAUGUAUUGGAAUCAGCCUAUUCUAAUUUUGUUUCAUGUUUUUAAACUGAAUCCUAAAUUAUAUCAUAUAUAUUUGGGUAUUUAAACAAAGAAGAAUUAAGUUCAAAUGUUCAAAUAAAAAUGAAAGAAAUGUUUGGAAGAAUUAUUAAUCUGAUAACUAGUGCUUUAUUUUGAAAGUAAUGAUUUUUCUGACUCAGAUAUGCAGUUAGACUAGCUAAUUGCAUAUUUGAAUGUUGCUGCAGUUCAUACAUAGCAAUUUGUAUAAAGCAAGACUAUUUGUAUGUGAUCUCUUUCUCUCUUUGUGUAUUGGUUUUAAUUCUACUGUUACUUAAAUAUGGAAAUUACUCACGUUGGCCGAUUGGUGUCAAUGCAGCAAUGCAGUAUAAUUACUCACCUAAUCCUGCAUUCCACUUCUGCCUAUGAUUUCCGUGACAAAGAGUUGUGUCGGCCAUGCUGCAUCAUGUCAGGGUGUUAGCUUUCUGGCUUGUAAAUUUCAUGCUCAGAAAUCUAUCAGUUGAGCUCCUUGAAAUCAUUUUGAAAUUUCCCCGAAGACUGAUUUAGACACAAAGUGUUUAAAUGCAUACACAUUUAAAUUAUUAACUGUAAAAGUUAGCAUCUUGAUUUGCCUUUAUUCAUUACGCAGUGGUUUUAAAUGAAUAAUCCAUAAAUGGCUCCACAAGCUAAGAUGGCUUUCCAGAACCAGCAACCUGAAGAUAAUGUCAGGCACAUGCCCUUAUCAGUUCUCCGUCCAACGGAUACAGAAUAUAUAGCUGGGCUGGAAAAGUGAUAAGGAGAUGUGAGUGACCACAGCACAACAGCAUCUGUUUCUCUAUGUCAUAGUGACAUGAAGGGUCUGUUGUCUCUAGGAUGAAAGGAGUUAAAACUUCAAAGUUUUCAAUAGUCCAACCACAGGUUUUCCAAAAUCCACCUUCCCUGUCGUCCAAGCCCCAACCUUGAGAGGGGAAUUUCUUCAGAGUAGAUGAGAGAUGGUGUGCUGCUUCCACAUUUCAGCCAAUAGAGACAGAAACCGUCCCUGCCGGUCCCUCAGAUCCUCGCAUGACAAAGAACUGGCUCAUCUCUAACCAGUCAAAGUUGCGUCCAACCGCAGCAGUCCUUCUGUUUGCCUGCUGACAAACUUUGGAGACACACCCCAUUAAUGAGUUUUAUUUCUGCAGAGCCCCGCCUGGCUCCCAGACAUCUCUCUAUUGUCAUUGGUUCCCAGUUAGAACUCACCAUACCUGCCCCCUGGCAUUUGUGCACUUGAGCCAAAAUGUUCUCACAAAUGUCAGUCACAGGGCAGAGCAGCCAGUGGGAUGUGAGAAACCAGGUUCAGUGGGUGUUUCCCACAGGUGUGGCCAAGCAGCACAUUCCAGUGUGAACAUACCUGUCACCUCCACUGGUGUUCAGAUGAUCCUAGAAAGUAAGGCUCAUUAUUGAUCAUGUGCUCUCCUUUUUCCUUGCUCUUGGGGCGUGCACAGAAGGAAGAGGAGGAAAUUACUCCAAUUUCACCUGCACAUAUAGGCACUCUUUUCAAUUCCCUCCUGCUACCUUUUUUAUUGUUACGCCAUUCCAACAUGUUCGUUGGGGAUAAAAGAAACAUGUCUCAUAUAAACACAAUGUUUUCAGUGUUCCCAGGAAGUUGCUUUCCAGAUAAUAAGAACCAUGUUUCAGCUUUUACAUGUGUGCCCAUGUAAGUGCAAUAUGUUGAGCAUAGGGAGCUUGUGGGUUUCUAGGAAAUCCCGUUGAAUCUGUAUCCACCCUGACAUGUGGCGUCAGUUAGCAUAGGUGCAGGCAGUGGCAUGUGCUGUCCCCCCCACAGCAGGGAACUUCAGAUUAUCUUCGCCUGCUUUCUGCCUCUGGAGUUCAUAAAGCCGUACAGAGAAUGUGUAUGAAGUGAAGAUUUGUGUUGUCUGCCCCUCUGGUAUGCAGGUGUCUGUCUUGACCUCCCUAAUCCAGUUGAUUUUUUGCUGUCUUUUUCUUGCUCCACCUUAUCGCCCCUCCAUGUCUGAGUUUGUCUCUUUUUCUGACCGAGAACAAACGUGAACAGUGUUUGCCUCAGGCAGGUGUGGGAAUGCAGGUUUGCUGCCUUCGUUGAAUUUAAAAGGAACAGAGUGUAUAAGCCCAAUGCCGUGACUACCUGUAGACGAGUCUGUGCCUGCGUUGAGCUGAGUCAGAUCAACCACAGUGAUGAAGGCCCUACGUUCACUACAGCCAUUCACUCUGUACAGCUGAACUGUAAAAAAAAAAGAAGAAAGUAUUUGCUCUCUUUUAUAUAUAUUAUCUUCAGUUGUCGAUUUGUUUGUCACACUUUAUUGUUUCAGACAAUCAAACUCUUUUAAUAUCAGACAAAAAUAACCUGAGUGGAUAUAAAAUACAUUUUUUUCAAUCAUAAAUUAAUUGCCUUACAACUAUAAUAACAAUCUGUUCCACCCUUAGGAACAGCAGCUAACAUAAAACAAUUUUUUAUUACCUAUAAUAUUGUGUUGAAGCAGUCCCAGACACUCCCAUUACAACCACCAUGUUUGAUUUUUCUAUUGUGCUGUGCUACUUUUAUGCCAUGUAACAGGAUGCAUAACUCUCAAAAUGUUCCUCUUUAUGAUGUAAACACCAUGUCAUGAUAUACGAGAUAGUAAGAGAUAGAUAAUCUGUGAAAAAAAUUAUGUAUGUAUGUAUAUUUAUCUUUGAGCCUAAAUAUUUCUUAAUCCUAAAAAUAUAUAUUUUAAAGGGGUUGCAUUAUGCAAAACUCACAUUUCAUACAUUUUUGUGCUCCUAUAAACAGCCUGAGCACUUAAAAAAACACUUAGGUGGUUGUGACAAAAAGUUAAUUAGCCAUUUCAAAAUCCUUUAUAAUGUAAUGUCACAAGUCAGCAGGUACUGCCCGUCACCUAGCAACCCCAGCAAAGCCCAGCGUGUUACCUAGUAACCCAGGCUGAGCUCCAUGUUGUCUUGUCAGCUGGUUUUCCUGGUGUAUGCAUCAUACAAUGGCUGCUGGAAAAGAGAAGUGUUUUAUUCUUGACUUACCAGAAACUAUUUGCUGUGUUUUUGUUGAUUGUGCAGGACGCUCUUCUUCUGCUUUUCAGAGAUACACAGUUGUAUAAUUGCACAUCUGUCCCCAGCCAUUUUCAUGUGUGAGUGUAAAUGUUGAGCUGGGGGGAGUGGCCGGCAGUAGCUUAUUUAGAUUUAAAGUGACAAGAGGCCUUAAACAGCUCAUUCUGAUAAGAGCUCAAAUAGGCAUAUUUGAGCAGACAAAAAUCUCAUUAUCUAGGAAUGAUUUUAUGGUAAUAAAUAUGUUUUGCAUAACCCAUAGACAUAUCCUACCCUGUUCAAGGAAGCACAAUAGGUGACCUUUACGAAAUAUUCUAAAUCCUAAACAAUUUAUGAAUUUACCUCUAGGAUUGAUUUGGAAGUUAUGAGACUGAUUAAUUUCUUACGUUGGUAAAGUCUAGUGCAACUGUCUCCAUCUAUAAGCAUUUGUUUUGUUACUGUAGGAUUAAAAAAACACUGGGAAUCACAUUAACUGUGCCGAGCAAAUGCAACAAAACAUAGCACUCUGUUGUCAGCACAAUGGGGAUAUUGGCAGUAGACACAUUAAGUUUGUUGAUAUGCAAUACAAAAUAGAGUGAACUCAGGAGUGGUUCCAGGGGAACACCUUUGGAUACAUUAAGAUAAAUUUCUUGACAUUCUCAAUUUUCUUGGAAAGAUGUUAUAUAACCACCCAGCAGCAUGUUUUGAGGCCGUGAUACUGAUAAGCAUUGGCUUUUACUUUACACAGUCCACUGUGUCAAAGGCUCUGUAACGGUGAAUAAAAAAGGGCUGAGCUGUGCCGCCUGUUAUCUAGAGCCUCAAUAAAAUUCUUUACUAUAUUUAAA